UGAGCAACUCUUAAAAUUUAUUGAAUUUUUCUUUAUAACGUACUAUCAUAAGCCAUAGCAAAAUAGCGCUGUUAUGGAUACAAAAUACUGCAAGCACCUACGAAUCAGAGGUGAUCGCGAAUACGACAUAGACUUAGAAGAGUUUAUUAAAGUUCUAGAGAAACAAUAUAAAUUCGACUUCAGGUCUUUGCCGGAAUGGAAGAAACUAAUAGAAAUAAUGUAUGUAGUCCGAACUCAAUACCGAAAUAAACUUAAAGAAGCUGCAAAACGGGAAUUUGAAAUUAUAGAGACCCUCAAAAAAGAAUGUUUAAAACCUAUCGAACUUAGUAAUAGAUUGGCAAGGGUAGCAAAAAAAUGGGAACUCUUGUAUUCUAAAAAGAAAAAACGCGAGGUCACACCAAGUUACCAAGACAUCUUUAUUUUUAAUGAGGAACUAAAAAGUGACCUCGAAUAUGUGUACGAAGAAAGUGACGUUAAAUCAACAGCACAUCCAAACACGGAAGUGAUACAAUCAAAGGACGUGCUGGUAACAAAAUCAGAUAGAGAUUCAGAUUUGAAAUCAAUCAGCUCACCGCAACUUCCGGUCGUCGUUUGCACAAAUCAACAUAAAAAACUUUCCUCUAUCGGUUCAAAGUAUUCAGCAUUAUCCCCCAUAGGAAGUAAACAUUUUUUAACCACAAUCAAAUCGGAUUCAGAUAAAGAUAAUAUUGUUUUCUGGCGUCAAAUUAAAGAUAUACGAGUUAGUCCUGGUGAAGUGGCUCUUGAUAUAAAUAAAAAUAAAAAGCAAAUCCUUAAUUUAUCUAUCACAAAUCGCAGCACUAAAUAUUUACAUUUGCGGUUCCAAAGUAUUGUGGAUCCUUCUUGCUUCAAAGCUUUUACUAUUACCCCCGCUACGCCAGUAAAAUUAUGGCCUGGUUUGACGUCUGUCUUUAAAUUGAUGUUUAAGCUUAAACAGUCUAUGGAAGCGACAGAAAUUAAAUCGAAGCUGUGCUUUAAAGUUGGUUUUAAUGUUUUAUUCGAAGGGAAAGAAGAUAUAUUAUUCCACGUUCCUAUUGUUAGCAAAACUGUUGGAGACAGCACUAUUUCUGUCAUUAAAACUGUCAAUAUACCUCCAACUUAUCAAUGGCAUGUGUCGCGCAAAUUUGGAUAUCCAAGAGGUUUAGGUUACGUCUGUGUCAUAGGUGACAGUAAAUACGAUAUGUAUGUACGAAAGAGAGAUAUGUCUUAUGAUCUUGAAGAUAGUAAUGACUCGGUUAAAGUGGUCAGUCCAGAUUCAGAGAGCCAGGUUCUAAGAGAAGAAGAUAUCGACAGAGAUCUCCAGAAUGAAACCUUACUAAAUCAAAAAGUUACACCUAUUGACGACACGGCAAAUGAAGAAAAUGUAAUUACACCGUUAGAUAUUGUUGUACUCUUGCUGGAAGACGUUCUAGAUCUAACAUUUCAGCCAUUUGUUUUUAAACACACUCAUUUAAAAUUACUACCAAAAUGUAAGAAAAUAUUCGAAAUAUAUCUAACAAAGUCAGACCACAUUGGGUUUUAUAAUGCAUAUUAUGAUUUAGAAUUUCAAAAUUCACAUACACAUGAAGUUGUAAUCACCAAAACUAUAAAAGUUUUCGCUGAGAUUCUUCCUCCUCCCAUAACAAUAACGCCUCAAAUUUUGGAUAUGACACACUCGCCAAUAACGUUUGGCUUUUGUAGAGAUUAUUUUACAAUUGUCAACAACCAUAAUGUAUGUCCAGUUACUGUCACAAUACAAACAACAACCAAAAUGCAGAGGAUAUUUAAAAUUACACCAAUGGUAACUUUCAUCCCUGGAAAAUGCUGCACUAAAUUUGAAGUGAGCUUAUGUCUGCAGAAUUUUAAAGAAAAUGAUUUAAAUGAACUAUCAUAUUUCUCAAUAAAAAUUGUUAUAAGUGGCGACAAAUCUAUUUAUAGUUGUUUCCCACCAAUUUUUUACGAAAUCAUAGCACCUUGUGCAAAAGUAUUUAAGCGAAUUUAUGGAAAGAAAUAUUUUCGUGACGUCUCUGAUUCCGAUCAAUGUAUAACAUAGCCUAAAAACGACUUCAUCAAAUAUACAACAUAAAAUUAUCAUCAAACGAUCGUAGUUAACAAUAAUUAAACACAAACUCACUGCGUUCAAAUGAAAUACUUUAUAUAGUGAAAAGUCGUAACUAACUUACCUGGCUC
Molecule: messenger RNA, 2187 nt
Organism: Danaus plexippus (monarch butterfly)
Lineage: Eukaryota; Metazoa; Arthropoda; Insecta; Lepidoptera; Nymphalidae
Exons: 1
Coding region: 74-2050 (658 amino acids)
Source: RefSeq, a predicted model, not a curated record